CAAUAUUUUUUGGAAGUGUUUUGAAGCAUUAUAAGACAGUAUGAGGAAACUCUCAUUUGACUAAUGCUAUGUGUCCGCCAUCUUUUAUUACUUGGUUGUAGUGGACGAGAAGACUAACAGUUGACAGAUACAUUCCUAUAUAUAUUGGGGGAGUAGAUAACAGUCAAGAUGCCUGUGCGGGGAAAUACUUUUAAGAUAUUUGUUGGAAACCUAAGUGACCGUGCAACUGGCUCGGAUAUCAGAGAACUCUUUGAAGCUCAUGGUACUGUAGUUGAAGCUGAUGUUGUGAAAAAUUAUGGUUUUGUUCACAUGGAAAAGGAAGAUGAGGGUCAGGCAGCCAUAGAAGCACUGAAUGGUCACUCUAUUCAUGGAAAGCCAAUGGUAGUUGAGGCCUCCACUGGUGCUAGGAAGGGUGGAAAUCAGAAGACAAAAAUAUUUAUUGGCAAUCUUCAUAAGGAUUCCAAACUUGAGGAACUGAAAAGCCUGUUUGAAGUAUAUGGCAGUGUAGUAGAGGCUGACAUUUUGACCAACUAUGCCUUUAUUCACAUGGAUGAUGAGGCUCAGGCACAACGAGCCAUUCGGGAACUAGAUGGAUAUGAGCUUCAUGGUCUGCGCCUUAGGGUCCAAGAAUCUACUUCUCGGGUCAGGCAGCAGGCUGGGAUGGGAAAUCCAGACAUGUGUUACCGCUGUGGGUCAGGUGGUCAUUGGUCCAAGGAAUGUCCCAGAGAUGGACGCAUAGGAGGCUUUCGUUAUCCUGAUCGAGAGCGAGGAGGCCGUAGCUUCGGUAGCAGAUAUGAUCCUUAUCCACCACCACCACCACCCAGUUACGCUAGAGAGCGCAUGUUGCGGUAUAGGGAUGAUUUUGACAGAUAUGAUCGUUACGAUCGCUAUUAUGAUGAAGGCUUGUAUGAACGUCGUGGUGAUCAUCCUCCACCACCACCACCCAUGCUAGAUGAUUUAUACGAACGACGGUUGCCACCGCUACCUCCACAUCCUGAUUAUCUGCGAUAUGGUAGACGCUCUCCACCACCUCGUUACCCUCCUCCCCCUCCACCAAUGCGUGGUUACGGCCCACCGGACCGCCGGCCAUACUAAGCGCGCGACAUACGCCGGGAGCACCGCCGCUGAACCCUUGAUCGUUGGUGCGGGGCGCGGUAGUGUGGUGUCAGCGUGUAUUCGUAACUUGUAGCGUCGCGUCGGCUCCGCCCGGAUCCAUACCGCCAUCGUGGCUAUGCCGUGCCGCGCUGCUCUAGCAACCUAGGAUGGGCACACGAAGCUCAUUCGUGAUACCCCCAAAGGGCAUUACCCUGUUAUUGAAUUUCACUGUCAGUCCGAUUAAUUUUUUCCUUAGAGUUAGAAACUGCUGUCAAGAUCGAUCACUCCUCGGUUAGGAUCAGGUACUGUUCCUUGAGUUCCUUUGUUUCAUAUUUUGUUGUAAUGUAGGCUCCAUUGUACUAUGAAUGUUAAGGAAUAAUUACAAAUAAAAGUAAAAACCGUACAGAUUAAA
Molecule: messenger RNA, 1507 nt
Organism: Procambarus clarkii (red swamp crayfish)
Lineage: Eukaryota; Metazoa; Arthropoda; Malacostraca; Decapoda; Cambaridae
Gene: lark
Product: RNA-binding protein lark
Cellular component (GO): nucleus
Molecular function (GO): zinc ion binding; mRNA binding
Source: RefSeq, a predicted model, not a curated record